Molecule: messenger RNA, 1281 nt
Organism: Moesziomyces aphidis
Lineage: Eukaryota; Fungi; Basidiomycota; Ustilaginomycetes; Ustilaginales; Ustilaginaceae
Source: the annotation of a GenBank genome assembly
AUGCCUGGUCGGCUCGCACACCAAAGCCUGGGCACUGUUCCAAGGGCCCAGCUCUUGCCUAACAAUGCAGCGCUAAGAUCGCUAAGCACUGCCACCUGCACUUCGGUCUCACGCCGACCGGCCGCGAGCACAAGGGCAUCUGCCUCGACUUUCGCACCGACAUUGCGAACCGCUCCAUUGCGGCGCACAUUGACGACGUCGGCACCGCGCUCGUCGCAAAAGCCCUUCAGCUUUCUCACCGCCUAUGCAUUUCAAGGAAAACCCCGCCACUCGGAGGAUGCGAUGCAAGAGGGCGACUCGUCAUCCUCGGCCGCGGCGGACGAACCGGAAGCCUCCGCUUCGGGAGCAGCCGAGGACGGCGCAAAACGAGGUCAGAUCGGCUUUCCCGCCGACAGCGAGAUCGGAAGAUGGCGUGACGAGCUGCUGCGAGGCGGCGAGGCGGGCGAGGACUCAUUGAUGUGCACCUCGAUGGGUUCCGCAGGCGAUGUAGCCAUCGGCGUUGCCGACGGCGUGGGCGGAUGGACCGAAAACGGCAUCGAUCCCUCGCUCUUCUCGCAGGCGCUCAUGUUCUACGCAUCCAAAGCGGCAGCCUCAGCACCGGCAGGGUCUUCAAGCACAAACGGCAACGGCGCACCCAACCGCAUCCUCGCCGAAGCCUUUGAGCACGUCCUCAAGGAGCCGCUCGUCGUCGCGGGUAGCGCCACCGCAUGCAUCCUCACCAUGGACGCCUCCAACGGCACAUUACACUCUGCCAAUCUCGGCGACUCGGGCUUCGUCAUCCUGCGCCAGGGCACGGGCAAGCACGGCGUCUUCCAUGCCAGCCCACCACAGCAGCUCGGCUUCAACACGCCGCUCCAGCUCGCCAAGCUGCCCAAAGAGUGGAUUCAGGAAGGCUCCAUCUCCAACACGCCCAAGGACGCCGCCGCCUGGGAGUGCACGCUUCAGCAUGGCGACCUCAUCAUCGUCGGCACCGACGGCCUCUUUGACAACGUCGACGCAAAGAUUGAAAUCCCCCAGUUUGCCAAGUUCAUCAAGGAGAAGCACCACGCUUCCUACGCCGCACGCCACGCGGGCGCCGGUAAGCCCGCGGAUAGCUUGCAGGAGGACAGAGAGUUUGUGCAGGUGCUGGCCACCAAUCUGAUCGAAUACGCAAAGAUCUGCCAAAACUCCACCACCAAGCAGAGCCCCUUCGAGCGCGAGGCGGCCCGGUACGGCAUUCACUUUCCAGGCGGCAAGAUCGACGACGUGGCCACCGUCUGCUGCCUGGUCAUCGAGCGCUGA